CAGCCUAGCAACUUAACAAAGGGGACAAAUGCAUAAACUACAUAUUAAACAUAUGGCAUAAUCAGUUUUUGCAUGACGAAACGUUUCACCUUAUACGAGCACCGUUUACAAGGCGCAGAUAAUGAGAGGUCUGUCACCCCGGAGCGGAUCAUCCGGACAGCUGCAUCUGGAGCAAAGGAGUGCUGUGCUGUGCUGUUUGAGGGAUUCUACAGGGCAAAAAAGCAAACAAACAUUGGGGCAAUGAGUCGCAUCCUUCAUCCACAGGUGUUGACCGUCUGGAUUACGCUAAUCUCCAGGGCAACGGCUGACCUGAUUUGUGACACUCUGCUCCUACUCUCCACAAAUCUUACAGCACGCACUUUGAUCCUGUGGAAUCAGACGUCCAGUCCGACCACCUCAUCAGGUCUGUUCUGUAACACUUCAAUAGAUGGCAUCGGAACGUGCUGGCCCAGGAGUAGUGCUGGAGAAGUGGUGUCUCGUCCCUGUCCGGAGACCUUCCUAGGGGUCCGAUACAACACCACCAAUAAUGUAUACAGAGAAUGUCUUACCAAUGGAACCUGGGCGAAGAAGGGCAACUACUCCCAGUGUCAAGAAAUCCUGAAUGAGGAGAAAAAGGGCAAGCUGCAUUACCACAUUGCAGUCAUCAUAAACUACUUGGGACACUGUAUUUCUCUGGGAGCCCUGCUGGUCGCCUUCAUCCUCUUUAUGAGACUCAGAAGUAUCCGGUGUCUGAGAAAUAUCAUCCACUGGAACCUGAUUACAGCGUUUAUCCUGCGGAAUGCCACCUGGUUCGUAGUGCAGCUCACCAUGAAUCCAGAGGUGCAUGAGAGCAACGUGUUUUUGAGAGUGGAGGAAAAUGUGUCACCCCCUUUUACGGAGAAACCACAGAUCUGGUGCAGGCUGGUCACAGCAGCAUAUAAUUAUUUCCAUGUAACAAACUUCUUCUGGAUGUUUGGAGAGGGCUGCUAUCUGCACACAGCCAUAGUGCUGACCUACUCCACCGAUAAACUGAGAAAGUGGAUGUUCAUCUGCAUAGGCUGGUGUAUUCCAUUCCCCAUUAUUGUUGCAUGGGCCAUUGGCAAACUAUACUACGACAAUGAAAAGUGCUGGUUUGGGAAGCGGGCCGGCAUUUACACUGAUUAUAUUUACCAGGGUCCCAUGAUCCUGGUGCUACUGAUUAACUUCAUUUUUCUCUUCAACAUUGUGAGGAUCCUAAUGACUAAACUGAGAGCCUCCACCACUUCAGAAACUAUUCAGUACAGGAAAGCAGUGAAGGCCACACUAGUUCUUCUGCCUCUCUUGGGCAUCACCUACAUGCUCUUCUUCGUCAACCCUGGCGAGGAUGAGAUCUCACAGAUCGUCUUCAUCUACUUCAACUCUUUCCUAGAGUCUUUUCAGGGUUUCUUUGUGUCAGUGUUCUACUGCUUUUUGAACAGUGAGGUUCGCUCAGCCGUUCGUAAACGGUGGCAUCGCUGGCAGGAUAAGCACUCCAUUCGAGCACGAGUGGCACGGGCCAUGUCUAUUCCCACAUCUCCAACGCGGGUUAGUUUCCACAGCAUCAAGCAGUCGUCUGCCGUCUGACAUCAACAGAAGUGAUGUGUCCAUCCCCGUUUCUUCUGCUUUCCCUCUAACAAUCCUCGGCUAACCCUCUAUUCUACAAAAACCCAGGGAUAACAGGGACAGCUAUGGGCCAAACAGGGUAUUAUCAUCGGUUGAGACACAGAUGGGUGGAGAUGUACACAGACAAUGAGGUCCACCUGCUGGUUUCGCUGGAAGAGACUGCAGACACAGAUAAGAGCAUCAGUGGUCUUGGACAGCGACAGGAAAGGAAAGAUGAAGCUGGCACCAAAAAAGAUCUAUAAGCAGGCAGGGUGUAUUGUUUAAAUUUUUAAAGCUAUUUUUCAGUUCCUCUCCUCCUGGUCAGCUCUUCUAUCUCUUGUCUUCUCUGGUUGAAGACAUCAAUGUUAUUCCUAACUUGAUUCCAGAACUAUCAGAUUAGGAUAAUAUGGAAUAUUAUGGAAUACUAUGGAAUAUAUUAUAUUUAGUUUUUAGGAAUUUUACAAGAAAUUGAGAUAAAGAGGAAAACAUUUUGGUUUCCAAUUAGAGCAAUUGGAAACCUGACAAACUAUUUUCCAGUAAACUGCACACCCUAUAUCUCAGUUAUUGGGAAACUUUCCCUGUGAACACUGAUUGUUUUUGAUUCCUUUGACUGGAUACUAAAAUAUUAUAUUCUCCAGGUUGUUCCAAUUGUGCCCCUUAAAUAUUAUUUUCUUACAUGUCACUUGCUGAUUUACAGUGUCCAAGUAAUUGCAACUAGUAAUAGAUUCCCCAGAUUCUUACAAUUUCAGUCUAUUGCUGCGUAUAUCAUGCAAAGCUAGUAGGAAAAAACUGUAAACCUGCUCACAUCAUGUAAACAUUCAACAUCUUACUAUUUUAUUUUAAAAAAGAUGAAAGGUGUGUGUUAAUGCUCUCCCAGGACUCCCAAACCUCAAGGAUUUAUUAACAGUCCUUGGCUAAAGAAGAAGGAGGCUCACAGGAAGGGAAGAAUAUCAUGAAGACUGGUAAUGUAGAAGAUCCCUGGGCACAUAAAAGGGUUUUUAUGACAUAACAAAGAUUUUGUUUUUAUCCUGCAUUAGGAGCCUCAGCCAAGUGGGCAAUUGAAUGUAUUCAAUUAUCCACUCUAGUUCCCCAUUAUAUGCAGUUUUAUUCUAUAAAUUCCCAGAUUACCAAGCAGGCUAACAAAAUAGAAAAAAUAAUAGAAGCUGGAGCCAAAGGGACUCCUGGUCUCAUAAAAUCAUGUUACACUACAUACAAUUUUGCUAAAUGAAUUAUACAUAGCUCAUUUUAUGUAUCAUGGCAGAAUGGUGUUAUAGAGCAUUAAUGGAGCAUUAAUAGAGCAUUAAUCUUAAAAACUUCAACUGUCUUUUAGCACCACACAGUGCAAAUCAAAAGAUGUAGUCAAUAUUUCAAUAACGUGUAGGUUCUAUGUUUCAAGCUUAUCAUAAAUGCUCUUUUUAUUCUCUCUUUAUCAUAUGACAGUUCAGUCGCAAUUGGAUUUUUAUUACCCAAUUGUAAAGCCCUGCCCAUUAAUUUAAAAAAUGGGAACAGGGGCUCUCUAGCUUCAUAGGGAAGGAAAAAGCACCAUAAAAAUAUGGUAAAAGAAGUCAAUACGAUUUUUAUUCCAGUAUUCUGAAACUUUACGAGAGCUUUCAAAACACAGGCAUGCUGACCAUACACGCUUGAUUAAAUUGUCUCAAUGGGAGCAAAAAAAUUAUACGUUUCAUACAAGCCCACUCAUAUCUUAUGAUUUUUCCAAAUGGUUAACUCGUACAUAUUAUUACAAGUACGACAUGUGUUGCAAAUCAGUUUUGAAGACAUGAUGUUGUUUGUGGACCAUAUCUAUUCAUGCUUCUCUAGACAACUGUUUGUGAGGUAGGAUAUCUCGAAAUUUGCUAAAGAUGAGUAUUUCUGUUUUGUGUAGAUCUAGGACCAGUUUCUCCAAUUUAAAUCCCACCCUUAACAAAUAAGAAUCAGAUCUCAUGUCAGCCCAGAAGGACCACCUCAACAAAACCUGUUUAUGUAGCACCACUCACUUUACUUUUAAUAGAAAAGUCCUAAGAAAACCCCUGCUUCAAUAUGAUUAUAGAGUCAACACAUCUUCAAGCCUCAUGUAGAGUAUUUUAACAUCCAUCUAUGUGUUGAGAUUCUUGCUAAGCCUGAGCCACAAAUAACCGUGUCCUGUGACCACUCACUGCUGACUCAGCACUGUAAAGCAGAUAGGGCUUUUGUGCAAUAUACAGUUCAUCCAAUCAGUCAUAUCUGAUAGGGAUGGAAAGAGAGCAAGUUUGUUUUAAAAAAAAACUUCAUCUAUAAUUUUGUGCUCUUCUGACCUCAACGCACUUGUGCUUGAAUAAUUUGUAAACGCCUUUGCAGAAACAGCUUCAACAUUCUGCCAUUCAAACAUUCAGCCAUGCUUGUUGUGUAAACAUCAUUAUACACACCAUAUAUAUGGGUUAGCCAUUAUAUAUAUACAAGGUGACUAGCGUUGUGGAGUUUGCUUAUUAUCAUAUAGAAGUGUAUUCUGUAUACCUGAAAAACCAAGGACCAAGUUACUGCUAGUUAAUAGCAAGACAAGGUUCAUUUUAGUGUUAUUAAUAAGUUCAGGACUAAAGGAGGAUUCACAAUGAACGCGUUUACAUGAACUGUUUAUAUCUGGCUCCGCAUCACUAUCUGCAUUCCCAUUGGUAGUCGCCGCAUCAUGUCAGCUCUCAUUUGCAUUAAGUUGCUGUCAAUAGUAAUACCAGAAAUGACCAAUUCUUCUGGUUUCUUUGUGGCUACAAAUUGCUGUCAGUGUGAACACCCUUUAACACUGUGUCCUAACCAGUUGCGAUGCAAUUGUUUCCAGCAACAAGCGUUUUGUCUGUCCGCACUGAACGUAAAACUGCUGCACGACGUGACAUAAUCACAGCUAAUCACAUAAUAUUUAAUGUUUAAUGUACAGAUAUGAGAAGCAGAAUUUUGGACCAAUGAGUUUCAGCAAUGGGUGGAGUUACCCAGCAUGAUGCAGCAAAAAUAAAAACCAAGUGAUCAACAAAAUAUCCUGUUGCUAUGUUUUUGGGCAAGUACAAUGGCUGAAUAUGACUUUAUAAACACUUUUUUUUGUUCCCGAAGGACCGUUCGACGCUCAUAAGAGUGUUGGGAGAGGUUACGUGAUGGCCUGGUGUGCUGGCUACGAGGCACACAGCGGUCUGCCCGUCUCGCACCGCCAGUCCACGUAACACAGUUCAGCUAGUUGUGGCGUUUUGUAUAGGGACCCCUAGUGUCACUACAUCGACACAACGUCGAGUGAGUGACAGAUAGGGAAUGUCCUGGAUACUUUCGUAACCUCCGUUCCCUGAUGGAGAGAACGAGACGUUGUGUCCCUCUUGCCACAACACUGAACUACCCACUGAAAUGCCCGGGACCUUGUCUCGGCUCCUCAGCACAAAACCUGAAUGAGUGGUUGCAUACCAGCUCCUUUUAUACCCGUAUGUCCGGGGGAGUGGCAUGCAAAUUCCACUCGCCAAUUCCCAUUGGCCUUUUUUCAAAAAGCAGAGGUGUUUGGAGCUCCCAAGAGUGACCCCUAGUGUCACUACAUCAACACAACGUCUCGUUCCCUCCAUCAGGGAACGGAGGUUACGAAAGUAACCAGGACGUUUUGUUCACCUCUCAUUUAUCUUUUAGGACUCUUUUAGUUAUGUUUAGUUUAAAGUUUUACAUUAGGGAAGUGUGUUUUAUGCAUUAAAACCUAAAUCUAAAAUUCACUUUAAAAACCUGAUUUCAACAUUAUUUACCCGCUUUUGGCACCCCCCGCUGGAUAUUUCACAGGAAAACUGCAGCCAAACGUAUAAUGCAAGCAAAAAUGUUGCCAUGGUCAUGUAAAUUUUAAUGAGAUCAGGCUGAUUUUGCCAUUGGUGUUGCAGAAAUUACACACUUCAGCUUUAAACCUUAAUGUGUAAGAUUAAAUUGAUUGAUGAUUUGAGAUUUUGUGGCCUGUGUGUAGUUUCCCCUGUUCCUGAAUCAUUAGAUUAAUUUUUCCCUUUGGCUUUUGUUUGGAAUGUGGAUCAUGUGACAGUAGCCUUGAACAGUUAUCAUACCCUCAAACAUAUGCUGUAUUCCAAAGCAAGGCAUACAUGAUGUGCACCUCAAACUUUCUUUAAAAGAAGACGCAGAUUAUACUGGCUACAAGAAAGAAAAAGAGCUAAAGAGACAGCCUUUCAUUAUUACUUUAAUCUUAGCAAAUAACUCAGAUUUAUUCUAAUGCUCAAAUAUAAAGAUGUUCAGACUCACCAUUCUUGGUAAGGUCAAAGUCUGUAUUAGAUUUGUUGGCCACCAUCCUGCAGAUGGAAUUGUGAGUUUUCAGUAUACAUUUGAGAAUUUCUAUUCAUUCUAUUUCUGUGUUGCUGAGAUAACAUUGGGAUUAAAGGAAUAGUUUGUCCAAAAAAUAAAAGAUCUGUCAUUAUGUACUUGCCCUCAUGUUGCUCCAAACCCAUCUGACUUUCUUUUUUUUCAGUAGAACAGAAAAGGGGGAUUUUUGAAGAAUAUUCAGGCCACUCUUUUCAAUAUAAAGAAAGUGAAUGAAGAGUGGGGCUGUCAAACUCCAAAAUGAUAAAAAAAAAAAAGCACCAUAAAAGUAUCCUAAAAGUGGUCAAUAUAACUUUCCAAGUCUUCUAAAAUCAUAUGAUAGCUUUGUGUGAGGAACAGACUGAAAUUUGAAGUUAUGAGAGUGAGUAAAUGAUUACAAAAUGUUAUCAUUUUGAGCGAACUACCCCUUUAUCUCCUCAUUCCUCAGUUGAUUUCCUAUCUCUGUGAAAACCAACGCUGAUGUCUGUGUUUGUUUCUAUUUCUUUAAUUUAAUUUGCUCUUGUGAAGAAGUACUUCCAAAGUUGUGAACUGUACAGAGGGUUGGAACAAGUACAAGCGAUGUAGCUGUAUUCGUUACAAAUAUGUCAAUAAGUGAUAUUUUUCGGGUAUUUCUAUUGUGUUCAGUCACUGAUGUGAAAGUGUACAAAGAAAAAUCUAUUUAUUUAUAAAUAUGGCACAGAAAAAAAUACAUUUAUCUCACUAUUUAAAUAGAGGUCAGAGAACACAAGCCCACACGAGACUCAUAUCAAUAUAUCCAUAACAUUAAUGUCCAGAAUGUGUGAAUACAAAGAAAUCUUGUAUUUUGCUUUCUGUGGUUCUGUGAGACAAUCUUGUCAUAAUUUCUGUAAUUUUCUGCAGUGCUACAAGAACAUUCUAUUGUUUCUCUGUUUGUUUUAUGAUCGAGUUUGAUGUUCGAGGGGAUUAAGGAACUGUACAGAAAUUUAUAUUAAAUAAACUACACAAAGAGUAAAGUCAUAUGUUGAAGGCAUAUAAUGUAGUACUGUGCUGAUGUAUCAUUGCUGGAAAAGACAGGCUAAUGAAGACGAUUAUGAAGUUGGAACCCAGGUGCAGUUUAUUUACAUAAGUGAAAUCCAACAACCAUAAAUCCAAAUGUGAAACAAAACAUAAACUUGACUUGACUUGACUUGACUUGACUUGACUUGACUUGACUUGAACAAUCCAAUAAUGUUACACAUACAAUACCUGACAAUGGACAAUGGCAAACAUGAGGCUUAAAUAUAUGGACAAGGGAGAAACAUGACAAUGAUAACCAAUGACAAGACAGAAGGUAACAAGGUAACAAGACAAUAAACCAAUGAAAGCAUGACACAUGAACAUGGAGGGAAACAUGAAAUCACAUGACCAGGGGACCACAUGACAUGAAACAGGGAAUCACAUGACCUGGCAGGGAAACAGGAAAUAACAUGACAUGGAACACAUGACUAUAAAACAGGAACUACACUUCCAAAAUAAAAGACAUUAACACAAAACAUGAACAAAAACACAUAAAACCAUGACAGCUGAACAAGAUGUGAAUUAUUACACUGUGUACAUUUUUUUUUUUUUUUUUUCUGGGUAGUAAGUGUUAUUUCCUAAUUGCUUAUGCCUCAAAAGUAUAGAAAAUGGCUAAUAUUCCCAACAAACUCUGCUUUUGUGACCAGGACAGUGAUAUUUUGAAAUGUUCCUAUUUUAUAAUACAGAAAUUGUGUUACAUAUUGUUAUUAUUAUUAUUAUUAUUAUUAUUAUUUUCAAAAUCUUCUUCUGUUGAUGUGUUGUGAACAUUCACAGCUCUAUAUAAUCAUGUUGUUCUACACCCAUAUUACUUUUUUUUUUCUUCUUCUUCUGUGAAACACAAAAAGAGCUAGGUAGAAUGUUAGCCUCAGUCACCAUAAUACUUAACUUCUUUUAUGUUCCAUGGAAGAUAGAACUCAAACAGGUUUUGAACAACAUGAUGGUGAGUAAAUGAUGACAGAAUUUUAAUUUUUCUGUAAAACUUUUGACUGUUCCUUUAAAAUAUGCCAUACUGGUUUUAAAACAGUGGUUCCCAAGUAAUUUUAAGAGCAUUUUAGUUCACUUUUCUACCAUAAACAAUUGUUUGUGUUGGAUUGCCAUUUGAUGUCCAAUGUAAAAUCUGGGUAGUAAAGCAAAACUCGUUGAAAACCAUUGUUGUAGUAACAUAAUGCCAUUUCUCAGAUAUCAAGUUCCUUGACAAGGGAAUGCCAUUGAGUUUGAUCCUUUAAAUAUGUCAUUACAUCAUGUUUUUGUUGUUCUAAACACAUCUACACAAAAGUACAAAUUCCUUUUUUAUAUUAAAGUGACAUAUGAGCUAUUUGUAAUUCAAUUCUGAUAUACAGUACUGUAUUUAUUCUUCAGGACAUAAGUCCUUUAUAGCUGCAAAAUAGUGAGGAAUCUGACCUUGACAGAACAAUGUGAGAAAGAUGAUCUAUCAAAUAAGAGAAAAGGUAUCUGUUUCCUUUUUCAGAUAAAACAAAAACUAUUUUCGUUUAGUAUGGUUUAUUUGUUGUGAAAAUCUGAAAACAGCAUUUCUCUACACAAAGUGGUUACGAAAUUCCCUAGUUGUUUUUCAUUGUAAUGAAAAGCUCUCUAUUAAAUUGACACC
Molecule: messenger RNA, 8524 nt
Organism: Myxocyprinus asiaticus (Chinese sucker)
Lineage: Eukaryota; Metazoa; Chordata; Actinopteri; Cypriniformes; Catostomidae
Product: corticotropin-releasing factor receptor 1
Exons: 16
Coding region: 73-1581 (502 amino acids)
Biological process (GO): adenylate cyclase-activating G protein-coupled receptor signaling pathway; cell surface receptor signaling pathway
Cellular component (GO): neuron projection; plasma membrane
Molecular function (GO): corticotropin-releasing hormone receptor activity; corticotrophin-releasing factor receptor activity; corticotropin-releasing hormone binding
Source: RefSeq, a predicted model, not a curated record